UGCUGCCUUCAUUGGAUUUUGCCUCCAUGUUUCGCAAUUUGAUGACGCAUGCGCCGUGCGGCUCUGUGGUGGCUGGUGUUUCCAGAUUUGGUGUUUUUCACCUAAAUAUUAAGGCCUGUUUAUGAUGUGUUUUGCCUGGAAGGCUCCACAGAAAUCUGGCACUCUCAUGGAAAUUCAACUUUGAGAGAACGUUGUUCACAAAUGAGCGCGCUCACAUAAACGCUCCUCGUGCAGAAAUACAGAACGUUCAGUUCACGUUCACCCAAAAUAUUAGCGAGUCAAGAACGAUCGUUCAAUGAACUCGUUGAAACAACACUGAAAUUAAAUGCGUUUACAUUACUACCCCAAGCAGUGAAAAGAUGUUACAGAUAUUCACCCCUGUAUACACACACAGCAAGGCUCAGAUUGUCAUAGCAACACGGAUUGUGGGUCAAACAUGCUGAUUGCCAGUUUUGGGUUAUUUGAAAUAAAAAAAAAGUGGGUGAGAAGUGUCAUCAGAGCUUGUUGUAGAGUUAUUACCAGCGUGUCUCUUCCAGCUUACAGGGUGGUUUGAGGGUUUAACGACUCACCGCUUAGGGGUUGAAUGCAGAAGAGCUUAAUCUGCAAUAAAUCAGGAUGUCUUAGAAAAAUGCCAAAAUACCUUCAGUGGACGCAUUUUAAGCAACGCAAUACGUGGCUGAUGCGCGCAUUCUUGUCUUUGCAGAAGGAGAGACCUCACUCCUGUAAAAAAGAGAUUUCCAGACCUUUUCCCUUAUAAACGCCUGCAGCCAUUAUAACAUAGUGGUUGAUCAGAAAGAUAAUGUGCGCUCUAUUUAUAAUUUGUGAGCGUAACGGUGCGUCUGCGUGCGUCUCCGCGUCCUCAGCCAAUACACAUCCAUCUGGUCGCGCCGCGUCAGCUGCCACGGAAGGUUUGUGUGGACGUCACGGAUUUUUUUCCUCCUUCCUCACCUUCCCUCUCUAGUUUUUUCUUUUUUUCCUCCUCUUCUUCUUCCUGCAGAGCAUUUCUCUCCUUCUGCUCUCCCUGCUUCUACACCGCCCACUCCUUCCCAACCAUUGAUCCGACCAGGAGGCACUAGCCGCCGCCUCGCCGGCUUCUUCGCCUCAUUACAUCUCCCCGCUGCGCUUUCUUUCUUAUUCUUUUCUUCUUUUUUUUUCUUUUUUUUUUUUUUUUUUUUUCUUACUAGGUAGAACAACCGGUACUUUGAACCAAAUAAACCCCUCACCACCAUGGCGAGCACCGAGGAUAAAGCGGCCAACAAGGAGCCCGUGUCCAGCUGGAAGGACUCCAUCUACAACACGAGGACCGGGGAGCUGCUUGGUCGCACGGCCAGCAGCUGGGCCCUCAUCCUGCUCUUCUACUUGGUUUUCUACUGCUUCUUGGCUGGCAUGUUUGCCCUGACCAUGUGGGUGAUGCUGCUCACUCUGGAUGACUAUGUGCCGAGGUACAGAGACCGCGUUCCCAGUCCAGGAUUGGUGAUUCGCCCCAACUCACUGGACAUCUUAUUCAACAAAUCUGAACCUCAGAAGUACGACCAGUAUGUCCGGGACCUGGAGUCCUUCCUCCGAAGGUAUAAUGAUUCGCAGCAGGAGAUGAAUGAGGACUGCACUCCAGGAGACUAUCGCUUGCAGGACAAUAGCGAGGACAUGAACAAGAAGGCUUGUCGCUUCAAGAGGGCAUCCCUGAGCCUCUGCUCUGGCCUCUCCGACCCUAACUUUGGAUACCAUGAAGGAAAACCCUGCAUUGUUCUGAAAAUGAACAGGAUCAUUGGGCUGAAGCCGCAUGGAGAUCCUUAUAUCAACUGCACAGUAAAAAAAGACAGCCCAGUCCAAAUGCACUAUUUCCCCAGUGAGGGUCGCAUCGAUAAGAUGUAUUUCCCCUAUUACGGCAGGAAAGCCCACGAGAAUUACGUGCAGCCUCUGGUGGCGGUGAAGCUGCUACUCACCAAGGAGGACUACAACAAGGAGCUGACCGUGGAGUGCCGCGUAGAGGGCUCCAACCUCCGCAACAACGACGAAAGGGACAAGUUCCUGGGUCGCGUCACCUUCAGGAUCAAAGUUACGGAGUAAAAAAAAAAAGCCUGUAAAAGGAAAACCAGAUAAGGCUGCCCACAUUUGUUAAGGAUUUACUGUAUGUUUGUGAUUUUUUUCUUUUAUAAAGGAAGGAGGUAUUAAAUACGUCAUAAAGGAGGCAUGUUUUUAGGAUGCAGAACAGUUGGGUGUCUCAUCUGUGGCUUUGAUGACAUUUCUGACCCUUCUUUCCAUCAUGAUUCUCACCGACCUCCUCAAAGAUACCCAGAACAAAACUCAGGUUCUGGUCCCACCCCACCCAUCCUUUACAUUCACCUGUUGCACUGUUCAUUCUUUACUCAGUAUACCUUUUUGUUGUUUGUUUAGUAUUGAUGUGAUUUGAUAACUUAUAGCCAUUGCAACCAAGCUGUUUGGAGCUGUUAUGUAAUUGCUGAUUCUUGUUUCUUUUUGGUUUAUAUUCUUCCUGCCAUUAGGAUGAGCGUGUUGUUUUCAUCUUUUAAAUGAAGGACAGUAUUAUUACUGGUGCUGCAAGGAUUUGUAUCUUGCUGUAUAGUAGAACUGAGAAAAUAGAACAUCUCCAGAGUAUUCACGUUUCUCAUCGCACAUCACAAAGACUUCGUAGGAUCGUACCCUGAUAAUCGAGUAUAGCCACUGUAUCCCUGUGUAUGAAAUGCCAAUUACAAAGUCCCUUUCAACUAUUAAUACAUUGUGAUUCUUACCAUAUAUUAGGGAAAUUAUAGAUAGAUCUUUGUGUUGUGGUCUGCAGGGCCGCGACCCAGUCUUGUGCUGUCUGUCUGUCCGUCUGCAUGUCCGUCCGUCUGUCUGUCCGCCCGUCUUCCUGUUUACUCACCUCUCCGCUGCAAUAGCCAACAACUGGGUGAGCCCUCCAGGAGGCGAUGAGUUGCCUCGCCAUACUACACCUCUCAGGUGGGAGGCGGGGGUGUUUUAAUGCUUUUUAAUGGUGACCGAAGUGACACACACACGCAGAGUAAAGCAAGGUACCGAAUAAAAAAAAGAUUUUAAGGCAGAGAGGUGCUGGAGAAGCGUUACAAAAAUAAAAAAAAAAUCUAAAAAAAACAAAAACAACUAAACAAAAUAAAAUGUAAAAAAUGUCCACUGUAACUAUGUAUUAUGUAAUCUGUAUAUCUAUCCGGGUCUCAAAGAUUGUCUGUUAGUUUACUCUCUUCUUCAGCCUGUUUAUCUGAUUGUCUGCCAAUCUAUUACUCUUCAAUGUAUAUAUACAUAUAUAUAUAUAUACACUAUCUACCAUAUUUACUUAAUUCACACUGUAUUUUUUGUCACAAAAACACAAUGUCUGUGCACUGUAAAGAAAUAAUAAUUUAAGCAAAGAUUUACAGGAAAUGAUCUUAUUCAAAGCUAUGUUUACACAGUCUUUAAAGGAACCCACGUCUGAAAGAUCAUGUGACAUCUCUUCAGGGUGCCUUAAGACCUGAUGAAAUAAAUUGUGGAAUAAAAGUGAUUUAGAAAAAUUAAA
Molecule: messenger RNA, 3523 nt
Organism: Melanotaenia boesemani (Boeseman's rainbowfish)
Lineage: Eukaryota; Metazoa; Chordata; Actinopteri; Atheriniformes; Melanotaeniidae
Gene: atp1b3a
Product: ATPase Na+/K+ transporting subunit beta 3a
Exons: 7
Coding region: 1228-2067 (279 amino acids)
Biological process (GO): intracellular sodium ion homeostasis; sodium ion export across plasma membrane; intracellular potassium ion homeostasis
Cellular component (GO): sodium:potassium-exchanging ATPase complex
Molecular function (GO): ATPase activator activity
Source: RefSeq, a predicted model, not a curated record